AUGGAAUCCAUUGAGAAGAAGACUUCUCAGGACGAAGCUCCGGGGACGAAUGAUGGUAGCCGAGAACCGGCCUCACCCGAGUACGUGGAAGGCCUGCCUUUAGUCUGCAUCAUCAUUGGUCUUACCUUGGCUGUCUUUUGCCUAUCGCUGGAUCGAACUAUCCUCGCAACUGCAGUCCCUAAGAUCACCACCGAAUUCAAUUCUCUCAACGACGUAGCCUGGUAUGGCUCGUCAUACCUCCUGACGACCUGCUGCUUUCAGCUCAUGUUCGGCAAGCUGUAUGCCGAGUUCAGAGUGACCUGGGUGUUCCUUUCUGCUCUUGCCUUCUUCGAACUGGGGACUAUCGUCUGCGCCGCCGCCCCAAACUCAGUGGCCUUAAUCAUUGGGAGAGCGAUCUCUGGGAUAGGCUGCGCCGGUUUACUCUCGGGAACGUUCAUCAUCAUAGCACAGAGCUUCCCGGUGCACAAACGCCCCAUCUACACUGGUAUGAUUGGAGGUAUGGCCGGCGUUGCUGAAAUCAUCGCUCCCACCCUCGGAGGUGCAUUGACGGAUAACGCUACCUGGCGCUGGUGCUUCUGGAUCAACCUACCACUUGGCGCAAUCACAGCUGUAGUCGUCUUCUUGUACGUCAAGCCUCCUGCCGACGCGGAGCCCAAGCAGCCGAAGUCCAUCGGUGCCCUCCUCAACAGCAUGGACCCCAUUGGUACUGUCCUGCUGAUGCCCUUCAUGGUCUGCCUGCUACUGGCUCUUCAAUGGGGUGGUACAACGUUCGCGUGGAGUAACUGGCGGAUCAUCCUAUGCCUGUGCCUAUUUGGCGUCCUCUUCCUCGCGUGGCUGGGCAUCCAGUAUUUUCGGGGAGACGACGCCACCUUGCCGCUUCGCCUCAUUCGCCAACGAUCUGUCGCGAGCGGCAUGGUCUUCAUGCUUGGAGUCAACGGAGCUGUCUUCGUUAUCGUGUAUUAUGUCUCGAUUCGGUUCCAGGUGGUUAAAGAUACAACGGCGGAACAGUCUGGCAUCAACUUCUUGACGUCGUCGACCGCCGUGUCUGUGUCUUCAAUCCUCUCAGGAGUUCUGACAUCAAAGCUUGGAUAUUGGGUACCGCAGAUGAUCUUUAGCACGAUCGUUACCUCGAUUUCUUCGGGGUUUAUCUUUAGAUAUAAAGUUGAGACAACUACCGCGUACUGGGCGGGAACUCUCUUCAUGUUCGGCUUCGGUGCAGGUAUGGGCAUGCAGAUGCCUCUCGCAGCUAUCCAGACGGUCCUCAAGGGCGCCGACGUGUCCCUAGGCACCUCCAGUCUUAUUCUCGCACAGACUCUCGCCGGUUCCAUCUUUCUCUCUGUUGCGCAAAGCUUGUUCCAAAGCAGACUUCUGAUUGAGUUGGCAGCGCAAGCGCCGCAAGUCGACGCCCAAGUUGUCAUCGGGCAUGGUGCGUCUGGGAUUAAGGACAUGGUGGCAGAAAGGUACGGCGGUGCAGCUGCCCUAGACGUGCUUGGGGCGUACAACCACGCAUUACGUGCGUGCUUCUUGUUGUGCAUCGUUCUCUCCUGUUUGACUGGUAUUGGUGCACUGGGAACGGAAUGGAGGAGUGUCAGAGAGGACGCACCAAAGGACACGGUUGACGAUAGACAGACCGCGUCUGAUGGCGAGACAUCGCGCAGCGACAUUUGAGGACGAGACCGAUCAGCGAUAUCUCCGGAAUUCCCUC
Colletotrichum godetiae is the source of this 1705-nucleotide messenger RNA. Its product is annotated as major facilitator superfamily domain-containing protein. NCBI's taxonomy places the organism in Eukaryota, Fungi, Ascomycota, Sordariomycetes, Glomerellales, Glomerellaceae. Gene Ontology annotation, molecular function: transmembrane transporter activity. Bases 1 to 1668 code for a protein of 555 amino acids. Gene Ontology annotation, cellular component: plasma membrane. The record is from RefSeq and is a predicted model, not a curated record. Gene Ontology annotation, biological process: transmembrane transport. The transcript has 5 exons.